Messenger RNA from Lonchura striata (white-rumped munia), 446 nucleotides. Lineage: Eukaryota; Metazoa; Chordata; Aves; Passeriformes; Estrildidae. The record is from RefSeq and is a predicted model, not a curated record.
AUGGAGAUCCCCAAAACUCAUCCCGGCUCCCCACCCCUGCUCCCACACUCUUCCCAACGGCAGCUCGGUCAGGAAGGAGCCGAACUCACCCCAAAAUUCCUCCCGCUCAGGCUCCAAGCGCGCAUCGCCCACCGCAUCCAAGAGCUGGAGAACCUGCCCGGCUCGCUGGCCGGAGACCUGCGGACCAAAGCCACCAUCGAGCUCAAGGCCCUGCGCCUGCUCAACUUCCAGCGCCAGCUGCGGCAGGAGGUGGUGGUGUGCAUGCGGCGGGACACGGCGCUGGAGACGGCGCUCAACGCCAAGGCCUACAAGCGCAGCAAGCGGCAGUCGCUGCGCGAGGCCCGGAUCACCGAGAAGCUCGAGAAGCAGCAGAAGAUCGAGCAGGAGAGGAAGCGCCGGCAGAAGCACCAGGUGGGGAAGAAUUCCAGCGUGGGACGUUCCCGCGG